This is a messenger RNA of Tinamus guttatus (white-throated tinamou), 990 nucleotides long. It is a transcript of the gene TECTB, whose product is annotated as tectorin beta. The record is from RefSeq and is a predicted model, not a curated record. Lineage: Eukaryota; Metazoa; Chordata; Aves; Tinamiformes; Tinamidae. Gene Ontology annotation, molecular function: extracellular matrix structural constituent.
AUGGUGACUCUUCCAAUUUAUGUGCUGGUCAUCUUGUCUCAAGCUCUUGCAGGGCCUUGCAAUCCAAAUAAAGCAGAUGUAAUCUUGGUAUAUUGCUACCCUAAAACCAUCAUCACAAGAAUUCCAGAGUGCCCUUAUGGAUGGGAGGUUAAUCAACUGGCCCUUGGAGGCAUUUGCUACAAUGGCAUCCAUGAUUCAGGAUAUUACCAAUUCACAAUUCCAGACCUUUCUCCUAAAAACAAGUCAUACUGUGGGACGCAGUCAGAGUUUAAGAAUCCCAUCUAUCACUUCUAUAACUCCAUUGUGUCCAAUGACACCUCCAUCAUCGUGAAGAGCCAGCCUGUGAAUUACUCCUUUGCCUGCACAUAUAACGCAAACUACUUGGUGAACCAGGCUGCCUUUGACCAAAGGGUGGCCACUGUCCAUGUGAAGAAUGGGAGCUCUGGUUCAUUUGAAAGUCAGUUAUCCCUCAACUUCUACUCUAAUGCCAAGUUUUCAAUUGUAAAAGAAGCCCCUUUCAUCGUUGAAACAUCAGAAAUUGGUUCUGACAUAUUUGCUGGAGUGGAAGCUAAGGGCUUAAGUGACAGGUUCAAAGUCGUUCUCAACAACUGCUGGGCAACCCCCUCCUCGGAGUAUUUCUACCAGAUCCAGUGGCCACUGAUCACCAAGGGGUGUGCCACGGACAACUCCAUCCUCGUGCACGAGAACGGGAAAACCAGUCGGGCCACGUUCCAGUUCAACGCCUUCCGCUUCCGUAACAUCCCCAAGCUGUCCAAGGUCUGGCUGCACUGCGAGACCCACGUGUGCGACAGCGAGAAGUUCUCCUGCCCUGUGAUAUGUGAAAGACGAAAACAGCGCAUGGAACAAACAGGAGGUGUUCUAAUGGCAGAGCUCUCUGUACGCAGCAAAGGUUUAUCCAGUUUUUACACUCCUUCAGAUAUCAUCUUCCACCUGCUCUUCAUGAUGGGAUUCUGUGCUGUGUCACUAUAA